Messenger RNA from Iphiclides podalirius (scarce swallowtail), 1455 nucleotides. NCBI's taxonomy places the organism in Eukaryota, Metazoa, Arthropoda, Insecta, Lepidoptera, Papilionidae. The record is from the annotation of a GenBank genome assembly.
AUGGAAGAAAAUGUAGCAUUAGAUUCAAAUAAACAAAAACAAUUCGUAAAGUCUUUAAAAGGACUUAAGAAAUUGAUGAAGAAAGCUGGGGCCGGAAAAGAAAAGCCAGAUAAAAAAGGAAAAGUGGAGAAAGAAGAAAAACGAGAGGGGGUGAAAUUAAAACAUGGAAAGGUUACAAAGAAAAAAUUGAAACCUAGGGGUUUGGUUUAUUUAUCUCAUAUCCCACAUGGAUUUUACGAGCAUGAAAUGACACAAUACUUUAAACAGUUUGGUGUUGUCACUAAUGCAAGAGUCAUUAGAUCCAAGAGAACUGGUCGUUCUAAGGGGCAUGCUUUUGUUGAAUUUAAGAGUCCUGAUGUAGCUCAGGUUGUAGCUGAAACUAUGAACAAUUAUUUAAUGGGGAAAAGAUUAAUAAAAUCUGUAUAUAUUCCACCGAAAGAUCAACGAAGAAAUGCUCGACGAAAGAAUUGGAAUGAUCAGAAUAACCCUGGAACCAUAAAAAAACUACAGAUGAAAAAGGCUUAUAAUUCUAUCAAAACAGGAAAUGAUGAUAUUAAAAUAGCAAACAAAUUGUUAUCCAAUUUAUCAAAUACAAAGAGUAAGCUUAAAGAAUUGGGCAUAGACUAUGAUUUUUUUACUCCAGUAGAUGUGCCAGAAGUGUUGUCUGACAAAGUGGUUAUAAAGAAAGAAAAUGACAAAGAUGCUCAAAAUGAAAUAGAAAAGAAAUCGGAGAAAAAAGGGCUUAAAAGGAAGUUAAAGGAGAAAGAUUCUAAUGUAUCUGAGGAAAAUAAUGAUAAAAAACAUAUAAAUGUAACAAUUGGUGAAGUAGAACAGGCAGAUGAAGAAGAAAAUAAAAAGUCUAAAAAGAAACAAAGGAAGCAGAAGAAAAAAAGUAAAACAAACAAUGACAAAUUAGGUUCAACUGUUAAUAAAGAAGGUAUUGCAAACAAUAAAGAAGAACAGACCGUAAAGGAAACUAAGAAGAAAAAUAAAAAAGCUGUUUUGUUGAAAAAAGUUGAAACUGAAGAUCAGCAUGGACAGAAACAACCAAAAGUGAAAAAUGCAGAAGUUAAACCUCCAGAAGAUUUUAUCAAGCUAGGCAAUGAACAGGAUGGAGACAGUGACAGUUCCUAUCAGUUUGACUCUGAUGAAUAUGAAAAUAUGAUAAACAAUGAUGAUUCUGAAGACAAUCUAAACAGCGGUAGUGGAGAUGAUGAAGGAUCCAAUGAUAAAAUUGUCCUUAAUAAGAAAAACAAAGGUGCGCCUGCGAAAAAUAAGAAUAAUAAAGGUAAAAAGAAUACAGUACAGACAGUAGACAUAAACAGACCGAGAUCUAGACAAGGGGAGCCAAAUAAGAGGAAAAUACCUGAAGGAGUUGCGGUGCAGCUUAAGAAAACUAAAUUUGAAAAGCAAAGUAAUAAAAAACUUCCAAAUAAACAAAUAAAGAAGAGAAAA